AUGCUGACAGAACGUGAGACAUGGAAUCCAUUAAAAUUGCAUUAUCAGUUAAGAAACGUGUGGGAACGAUUAGCUAAAAACCUGGUGAAAAAGGGCCUGCUGACAACGGAGAAACAGAGCUUCCUCCUCUUUGACAUGACGACGCACCCCCUCACCAACAACAGCAUUAAGCAGCGCCUCAUCAAGAAGGUGCAGGAAGCCGUUCUCGACAAGUGGGUGAACGACCCUCACCGCAUGGACAAGCGCCUGCUGGCCCUCCUCUACCUGGCCCACGCCUCAGACGUCCUGGAGAACGCGUUUGCGCCCCUGCUGGACGAGCAGUAUGAUGUAGCCACCAAGCGGGUGCGGCAGCUCCUGGACUUGGACCCGGAGGUGGAGUGUCUGAAGGCUGGGGCCAACGAGGUGCUGUGGGCGGUGGUGGCCGCCUUCACCAAGUGA
This is a messenger RNA of Budorcas taxicolor (takin), 438 nucleotides long. Its product is annotated as Golgi phosphoprotein 3-like. Gene Ontology annotation, molecular function: phosphatidylinositol-4-phosphate binding. The coding region runs from base 1 to 438 and encodes 145 amino acids. The transcript is spliced from 2 exons. Gene Ontology annotation, biological process: Golgi to plasma membrane protein transport; retrograde vesicle-mediated transport, Golgi to endoplasmic reticulum; Golgi vesicle budding. Gene Ontology annotation, cellular component: trans-Golgi network; Golgi cisterna; cytosol. The record is from RefSeq and is a predicted model, not a curated record. NCBI's taxonomy places the organism in Eukaryota, Metazoa, Chordata, Mammalia, Artiodactyla, Bovidae.